Trichogramma pretiosum is the source of this 3837-nucleotide messenger RNA. It is a transcript of the gene Tudor-SN, whose product is annotated as staphylococcal nuclease domain-containing protein 1. The transcript is spliced from 8 exons. Bases 539 to 3271 code for a protein of 910 amino acids. Gene Ontology annotation, cellular component: cytosol; nucleus; RISC complex. Lineage: Eukaryota; Metazoa; Arthropoda; Insecta; Hymenoptera; Trichogrammatidae. The record is from RefSeq and is a predicted model, not a curated record. Gene Ontology annotation, molecular function: nuclease activity; RNA binding. Gene Ontology annotation, biological process: mRNA catabolic process; regulatory ncRNA-mediated gene silencing.
CUCUUUCUCUCUCGCGCACAUACACAGUACAUACACAUAUAUACACGCAUUUCUCUCUCUCUCUCGCUCUUACCCGAGAGUCAUUACAUUAAAUUUUGCUUCGAAGCAGCACCAGUAGUAUAAUACCUGCUGUGCGCCGCUGCCUCCGCGUAUUAUAUACUUGUUGUAGUAUCUCCGCCGGAUUAUUUUAAUACUCCGUUCGCAGUCCUCGUACGAGCCAGUACUUACUCUGCUACGCGCCGUCUUGUCUCUCUCAUCCAGAAAACACCGCACCUCUACCAAAAACCAAACACACACAUAAUGUCCGAAAACUGUUGAAAGCCCAAGAUCUUUAACUGCCGCCGCCAAUUGACCGAAUCCGCACAAAACACAGCAAUUUUCAGCAGCUUCGUUUUAGAGGUAACUGAAAAUUCUGGUUUCAUCGUCAUCUCAGAUCCAGCUUCUCAAUUGAGAACUAGAGCCGAGUGAGUUUUUGAAGAUUGGACUAGCUGCCUAGACGAUCUCUAUACCCAACUACUUUGAAAAAAAAACAACAACCAUGAGCCAAUCGAAGCAGCAACAGCAGCAGCCACAAGGCCAGGAGCAACAGCAGCAACCCCAAGCACCACCACCGAAGCCCUGCUAUGGCAUCGUCAAGCAGAUCAACUCUGGUGAUUCCAUCACCAUCCGUGGCCAGCCCAAGGGUGGCCCACCACCAGAGAAGACCCUGAUUCUGUCCAACAUUAUUGCACCCAAAUUGGGCCGCCGUAAUGUGAAAGAUAACACCGAGACCAGGGACGAGCCCUACGCUUGGGAAGCUAGGGAAUUUUUGAGAAAAAAAUUGAUUGGACAAGAAGUAACCUUCAUUGAAGAAAAGUCUCCCAACAACUCGAGAACAUAUGGAAGAGUAUGGCUUGGCAAAGAUAUGAAUGAACCUAGCAUGGCUGAGCUGUUGGUACAAGAAGGACUAGUGACAGUGAAGCGUGAUACACGAAUCACUUCACCGGAAAUCAAGAACUUGCAAGAACUCGAAGAUCAAGCUAAGAGCGCGAAUAAGGGCAAAUGGUCGGCGGCCCCACUCAGUGAACAUGUACGUGAUGUCAAGUACACCAUUGACGGUCCACCAAUGAGUUUGGUUGACAAAUACGCUGGAAAGCCAAUUAAGGCUACCAUUGAACAUGUUCGCGAUGGUUCAACUGUGAAAGUACUUUUGCAACCAGAUUUUUACCAUAUUACCCUUGCUAUAUCAGGAAUUCGAUGCCCUGGAUUCAAGCAGGAUGGACCUGAACCUUUUGCUGAUCAGGCUAAAUUCUUUGUUGAAUGCCGUCUGCUCCAAAAGGAUGUUGAAGUAAUCCUUGAAUCUGCCAACAACACCCAAUUUGUUGGUAGCAUUUUACAUCCUAAAGGAAACAUUGCUGAAGCUUUGCUCACUGAAGGAUUUGCACGUGUUGUUGAUUGGUCAAUGAAUCAUGUUAAAUCAGAUAAGCACAAGUUGUACAUUGCUGAGAAAGCAGCCAAAGAGAAGAGGCUCAACUUGUGGAAAGAUUGGGUACCACCAAGGCCAUCAGAAGAAAUGACCGCUACUGUUGUUGAAAUUGCCAGUGCUGAUGCCAUCAUCUUGCGUUUGAACAAUGGAGAAACAAAGAAAGUAUUUUUGAGCAGUAUCCGUCCACCACCAAGGAAAGACAAGCCUGUCGCUGGUGAAGAUGGCAAGAUCCCUCGUGCUAAAGAUUUCAGACCAUUGUACGAUAUCCCAUGGAUGUUCGAAGCUCGUGAGUUCCUCAGAAAGAAGUUGAUUGGUAAACAAGUUAAAGCUGUUGUCGACUAUGUUCAACCAGCUAGAGAUAACUUCCCUGAAAAAACAUGCUGCACAGUCACCAUUGGCAAAGUUAAUGUUGCUGAAGCUAUGGUUUCCAAAGGCUACGCAACCGUUGUCAGGUACCGCCAAAACGAUGACCAGCGCUCAAGCCACUACAAUGACUUGCUGGUCGCUGAGAGCAAAGCCGAGAAGUCCGGCAAUGGUCUGCAUGCCAAAAAAGAUGUGCCCUUACAGCGCAUCCGUGAUGUCUCUACCGACCCCGCUGCAGCAAAAUCGCAUCUUCAGUCGCUCAAGCGAGCCCGUGAAAUGAAGGGUGUUGUUGAAUUUGUAACCAGUGGCUCGAGGCUCAAGAUCUUCAUCCCCAAAGAGUACUGUUUGAUUACGUUCUUGCUCGCUGGUGUAAAAUGCCCAAGAGCAGCCCGCAUCACUCCCGGUACGGGAGGAAUGGAAGCCGAACCCUACGGUCAAGAAGCCCUUGAAUUCACCCGCAAAUUCUGUUUCCAAAAGGAUGUAGAUGUUCAGGUUGAAAAUAUGGAGAACAAGGGUAGUGGUUUCAUUGGAUGGCUCUCUGUUGAAGGCACCAACCUUUCCGUCGCUUUGGUCGAAGAAGGUCUUGCUGAAGUUUCCAACUUCAUCGAGCAAGGAGAGCACUUGAAAGCUUUGAAGGCUGCCGAGGAACGUGCCAAGGCCAAGAAAAUUGGAAUCUGGAAAGACAGAGUAGAAAUCGAGGUUGAGCCCGAUAAGGAACGCGAAGAGAGAGAAAGAGCUCCCGCUGAACGUAAAGUUGAUUAUCAAGAGAUCAUCGUGUCUGAGGUCACCGAUGAUCUUCGCGUUUAUACUCAACGCGUCGAUCAAAAGAGCGCCCUCGAAGGUAUGCUGACGAGACUCCGUCACGAGAUUGCCACCAACCCACCCCUGGCCGGUGCCUACACCCCGAAAAAAGGCGAUCUCGCUAUCGCCAAGUUCACCGAUGACGAAUGGUAUCGCGUGAAGAUCGAGAAAGUAUCCGGAAACAAGGUUUCCGUUCUUUACAUCGACUACGGCAACCGCGAAGUCGUUGACAGCGUGAGGGUUGCAGCCAUGCCAGCUGGAUUCGCUGCUGAGAAACCAUACGCCACCGAAAACAUUCUUGCGCUUGUACAUUUGCCCAAGGACGAAGACGAUCAGAAAGCUGCCGUAGCAGCCUUCAGAGAAGAUACAUUGACUGGAAAAACGUUACUUCUCAAUGUAGAGUAUAGGAAUGCCGGCGUUCCAGCUAUAACUCUGGUUGAACCACCCAACCAAGAAGAUAUUGUCAAACUCCUUGUAGUUGAUGGUUUGUUACUGUGUACCCCUGGCCGUGAUAGGAAAUUGAAGGACUUGCGCGAGGAGUACAGAAAGGCUGAGAAAGAAGCCAGAGAUAAUCACCGCAACAUUUGGCAAUAUGGUGAUAUCACUGAGGAUGACGCUAAAGAAUUUGGCGUCGGUCGUUAAAUUUUUUCAACUAAAAAUAAGAUCAUCGAGAGAGUUGAGAAGAGAAACAUCCGAAGAUACGAAGAAGAAAGAAAAAAAAAACUAAUUUAAUAUCGUCUAUGAAAGCAGCAUUAUAGACGCUAAUUAAACGUCAACGAUUUAUACUGAUAGACUUUUUAAAAAUUGUAGGAGCGUAAUAAUAAGUGGUAAUAUCGAAGCAGUGUAUUCGAUCGGUUUUGAGUUUUAAUGAAACCGUUUGUAGAUCAGAAAAAAUGAAUUGUACAUAAUUGAAAGUUAUUACAAAUUAAUAACUACAAGGGUUGAAGUAAUAUCAAAUGUUACUAUGCCCCUUUUUGCUCGACUCUUGUACCUUCCUAAUCCCCGCGAGACUGUCACGUUGUAGAAUUUAUUUCUGUAUAUGAGAAUCAAUCUUUGUUAUUAUUGUGCAUACCACAUUGCGUGUAUCCUGUGUUAAAAAAAAAUGAACUUAUACCUGGAUAGAAAAAAGCAUGGAAUCGUCAUUUAUAUAUUUAUAUAUAUUUAUAUCAUGUUUUGAAAAACUUUUUCAAAUAAAGGUGCAAUUCGAA